UCGACUUACUUCUGCGAACGUAAUGUAGGGGGGUAUAGAAAUUAGAAAGAGACAGCAACAUCAGAGUGAAAGAGAUGAAUUCCAUAAUGUUGCCAUUUAACAAGUGAUUAAAAUAUUACUAGGUAUUAGUUUUACAUACACCAAAACAAUUGGCUCUGUAAUUUAUUUUUAUUGUAGUUAUGUGACCAUUAUUUCAUAUCUGGCGUUUUGGUAUGAAUUACAAAAUUUUGAUUAGAAUAUGCAUUAAAAAACACGAAUGGUAUUGGAGAUACGGUUGCCAUUAAAAAAAAAACACCGGUAUCUGAUUUUUUAACUUUUGACGUUACAAGAAAAAUGUCCGCCAGCUCCCGCGCAGCAUUUUGUCUUGUACUUAAGUUUAUUUGUAAUUAAUAAACUUUUUCCACUUAAUUCUACAUACAUCGUUAACGUUGAGUCGAGAUUACUCCUCCGUAACCGUGUUUUAGUGAAAUUAGGUGUGUGUUGUGAGAUAUAGACUCGGUGUUGAGACAGUGACUCUUUGAAUUUGUGUUUAAUUUUCGUGAUGAGUUCGAGUAAAGAAAACACUAGAACCUGUUGCAUGUGUGGAUCUUCACCUUGUAAAGAUCCCAAUAUCACUUUGCAUCGGUUCCCGAAGCCUGGCACUAAAAAUGUUAUGCGGUGUGAAUUAUGGGCAAAGUAUUGUUUUCCAAAUGAAGCCUGGUCUUCACCACAAUUCCAGAAUGAACUCCAUUCGAAACAUAAAUUGCUUUGCAGCAAACAUUUUGAAAGCACAUGUUUUAUUGAGAAGAAUUUGUUCAGAACGGCUGUACCCGGGUUUAAGGAUACAACAAUUUCUAAUGUGCCAGAACAACCUGCCAUGUUUGAACCGGUUCCUGGUCCAUGCAGAAUUUUAAGAGAACAUAAUGCAAACAUUAUUACUCCUACCAGUUCUACAGCAAUAUUAGUUUGUGAAUCUUCAAAACAAGAAGAAGAUAAAAAAACCAGAAUUUUGGUACAGAAACUAAAAAGUAGUAUGAACAAAGUAUACAGACUACAAAAAACUGUUAAGCAUUUAAAAAAUGAAGCAUUUUUAAAUGAGAUAUGUAACAAUAAAACUGUGAACAAAAUCCUCUCUAAGAAAAUGAGUUCUUCAUUCGCAUUAUUGCUGCAAGGAGAACUACAAAAUUAUAACAGGAAGAAACCUGGCCGCAGGUGGAACAUGGAAGCCAAAAUAAUAGCAUUGAGGCUAUACAAACGUUCACCAACAUGCUAUAAGUUAUUAAGGCGAAUGAUUUGUUUGCCAGCACCUAGCACGUUAAAAUCCCUUCUAAGUGGUUUUAAAAUGAAUGUUGGGGUACACAAAACCACACUUACAGUGUUGAAAAAGAUGACAAAACACUUAGACCCAUCAGACAAGGAAUAUAUAUUGUUGUGGGAUGAAAUGUCUUUAAGAAAAAAUUUGUGGUACAACUCUAAGCUGGACCAUAUUGAGGGAUUCCAAGACCAUUCUACGCAAGGUAGAUCUCCGCAGGCAGCAUCAUAUGCUUUAGUAUUUAUGGCAGUUGGAGUUAGGAAGCCAAUAAAGCAACCAGUAGCUCACUAUUUAUCAAGCGGGUUUGUCACAGCUGACAGAUUGUCUGCUUUGAUUAAGGAGGUUUUAAAUCAUUGCUUUAAUGCUGGACUUAACAUCUGCGCUUCAGUUUGUGACUUGGAUGGAGUCAAUAAGAGAGCAGUGUGUCUCUUAGGAGCUUCUGUACAAAAUCCCUACAUUGAAGUGAGCAAUCAUAGAAUAAUAACUUUAUUUGAUACACCUCACCUGCUGAAAUGCUUCAGAAAUCUUUUUAUGAAAUACGAUAUUCAAUUCAGAACCAAUAUAACAUCUGACAACAUACAAGGAAUUGGAAUCGCUAAAUGGAGCCAUAUCAGGCAGUUCUACGAAUUGGAUUGCAACAACCCUAACUUUGUAUUUGCACCAUGUCUAACAAAAGAGCACCUUGACCCAAAUACAAAACAAAAAAUGAGGGUAAAACUUGCUGCACAAGUUUUAAGCCACUCAGUUGCAGCGGGAAUUUACUCAAAAAUAGCCCAAGGUAAAAUAUAUUUAAUGCUUAUUAAUUCCUACUAUCAAACAAUACGGAAAAUAAAUUUUAUUUGCUACAAACAUGUAUAUAUCCCACAUAUUACAAAUUAAAAUAUGCAUGUAAUAUUAUUAUAAUAUUUUGGCUUACUGACUGCCUCAUUGGCAGGG
Molecule: messenger RNA, 2227 nt
Organism: Spodoptera litura
Lineage: Eukaryota; Metazoa; Arthropoda; Insecta; Lepidoptera; Noctuidae
Source: RefSeq, a predicted model, not a curated record